AAUGCCCGUCUCAACCGGUCGUCGUAUGCCUCUCAGUUGUGAACCCUGUCGGGAACGCAAGAUCAAGUGUCCUCGAAACAUCAACCGAGGGAGAGGACCUUGUGAGACUUGCGUUCGUCGAGGGAUCCCUACUUCGGAAUGCGUUUACCUCCGUGAUCAAUGGCCCAGACGACACAAUCAGCCAGCUGCAGGGGCUGUUGAUAACUCGGAACUCGUCGCGAGGAUCGAUAGACUGGAGGAGCUACUACGACAGAGUGUGUCCAAUUCGGCGAGUCAGCAACCUCAGGAAUCUGUAUCGAAUCUUCCUUCGCCUGAAUCGACUUUACCUCAAUCCGCGGGCUCGUUCACUGGGCGAAAUGAGGCGUCACCGCUCAAGGGCGUCUCUUCGAGUUCAAUUGCGCCACCAGCUGGGAUCAUUAUACGAUACGAGUCUGGACACGAAAAGUUUGAGCCGUCGUCUUCACGCUGGUCCUCCAUUCUUCGGGACAACCCCAAUGUUAAUGGGAUCAAGACGGACCUCGACGGGAGCGACACUGGGUCGAUGCCAUUCACAACCAGCACCGCUACUAUUGCAGAGCUUCUUGAGCUUCUUCCGCCUACUUCACACUGCGAUGAGCUAAAGAGGACGUACUUUGACGUGUUUUCUCCUCUCUUUCACAUAUUGCAUGAUCCGACAUUCGAGGCCGAUUAUCGCCGCUUCCAGUCAGACCCCGAGCAAGUGUCUCUCCCGUGGCUCGCACUCCUCUUUGUCAUCCUGAGCAUCGCGGUCAUAGCAUUGCCAGAAGAUAGCCCUCUUCUCCGUGAGCUGGGCCGUCGCAACUCGGCGCUUGAGAACACGUCGCUGCUGAGCAGUCGAUACCGAGGAGCAGCGAUGAAGUGUCUUGAAGCUGAUCACUACCUCUGGAGACACAAUUUGAAUACGCUACAGGCUGUUGUUCUCCUCAUUUAUGGCAUUAAUCACACCCACGGACAAUCCUGGGCUCUGCUGGGCACAGCACGCAACAUUGCCUUGGCUCUCGGCUGUCACAUCGACCCUACGGUCUUUGGGAUGGAUCGGAUACGAGUCGAGGAGCGUCGAAGAUGCUGGGCUGGGCUCAACAUGCUCUACACGAUACAAAAUACCACUCUGGGAAACCUGGAUUCGACAUUCACCCCUUCAAGUGUCAAGCCUCCAUUGGACGUCAACGACGAUGAACUUGUCGCUGGAUUUGAAGUGCCAGUCUCAAGAAACGGGCCAACGCAGAUGUCAUAUCUCUUGCUCAAGUUCGACCUCUAUGGCCUUUGCACUCGCAUCUGUAGUGAGAUCUUUGGGGCGUUCCAUGUGCCUUCUUACGACGCGAUCCAAGCACUCGACUCUGAGAUUUGUGCUUUGCAGGAAGUCCUCAAUUACAAGUAUUUGUUUGACACGACACUCCCGGUUCAUCAUGCUGUUCAGUUAAACAUCCUGUUUGGGUAUUCGCAUCAACUCACACUCCUCUUACACAGACCAAUUCUACGACACAGUACAGUGGACAUGCGGUAUACUAGGGAGAAUCUUCUCACGUCGCAGAGAAAGUGCAUUGAGAGCUCCCAGGCAUUGCUCAGUAUUCAUCGGACGCUAUAUGAGGAUGCCCUGUUCCGACCGUAUCAGUGGUAUAAUCGUGGCUUGGGCAGCUUCCAUGCAUUCCAUGCUGCAGUGUGCCUGACUCAUAUCUGUACGAGUGGAACAAGCGUUGAUGCAUCAACGAAAGAUGCUUUGCGUCGUGAACUUCAAGGGGCGCUCGAGAUAUUUGAGCAGAUGGUAAAAACGGGAAUGAGUGCCGUCUGUCAAAAGGCCGCACCGGUAUUGAAGAAGCUACUUGGUAUCAUCACACCUCAAGAGAGUCAGCAUUCGGUUCCUUCGAUGGCAUCCGACAGCCCUGCACAUGAAACUGCGGUGAGCUCUGAUCGAUCAGGGCUGGAGUUUCUCGAAGAGCCAAUCGACAAUUUGGCACCGCAACAGUGGCUUUCACCUUCGACGAUGGGUUGGGAAGAAUGGGAGACGUUUUUGGAGAACAAUUCUAUUGCGAAUGUACUCUAGUCUAUAAAAUGCAUCGCAAUCUUGGUCAAUCGAGCCACACUGGA
Fusarium vanettenii 77-13-4 is the source of this 2103-nucleotide messenger RNA. RefSeq lists its product as uncharacterized. Lineage: Eukaryota; Fungi; Ascomycota; Sordariomycetes; Hypocreales; Nectriaceae. Gene Ontology annotation, cellular component: nucleus. The record is from RefSeq and is a predicted model, not a curated record. The coding region runs from base 2 to 2059 and encodes 685 amino acids. Gene Ontology annotation, molecular function: DNA-binding transcription factor activity, RNA polymerase II-specific; DNA binding; zinc ion binding. The transcript is spliced from 3 exons. Gene Ontology annotation, biological process: regulation of DNA-templated transcription; DNA-templated transcription.